AUGUCAGUGUUAGCGAGUAUGAUGUCAUCGGGGGAGGACGAGGAGCAGGCGGCAGCUGAUGAGCAGGAGAGAACCGAUCUGUGGCAGCAGACAUUACAGGCCGCCGUGGCAGCUUCAUCAUCACAAGAUGCCACAAAGAAACGACCCGCACAACGGAAACCUCUUCGACAAACGAACGUCGUCGAAAGAUCCGAACGAUCACUUCUUUGCCUCUCCUUGAAUAAUCCCAUCCGAAAAUUGUGCAUCAGUAUUGUUGAAUGGAAACCAUUCGAGUUUUUAAUAUUGUUUAUGAUAUGUGCCAACUGUAUCGCUCUAGCCAUCUAUCAACCCUAUCCUGCUCAAGAUUCAGACUAUAAAAAUACAUUACUUGAAACAAUUGAAUACGUGUUCAUUGUCGUAUUCACGAUAGAAUGUGUGCUCAAAAUAGUGGCUAUGGGGUUUAUGUUUCAUCCCAGUGCAUAUCUUCGAAACGCAUGGAAUAUUCUCGAUUUUAUUAUUGUUGUCAUAGGACUUGUGAGUACCAUAUUAUCAAAAAUGUCAAUUCAAGGAUUCGAUGUAAAAGCUUUGAGAGCAUUUCGUGUACUUCGACCGCUUCGUCUUGUAUCAGGAGUACCAAGUUUACAAGUUGUGCUCAACGCCAUCCUUCGAGCCAUGAUUCCUUUGCUCCACAUUGCCUUAUUGGUUCUGUUUGUUAUUUUGAUCUAUGCUAUUAUUGGAUUAGAGUUAUUCUGCGGAAAACUUCAUUCAACAUGUAUAGAUCCAGCAACUGGACAAUUAGCGCAAAAAGAUCCAACACCUUGUGGUACUGAUACAGAAGGAAGUGCAUUCAAAUGUCAACCAUCUGAUUCUUUAACCAAUAUGGGUGUUCGAUGGGAAUGUUCAAGUAACACAACAUGGCCUGGUCCAAACAAUGGAAUCACGAACUUUGAUAACUUUGGACUUGCUAUGCUUACAGUAUUCCAAUGUGUAUCAUUAGAAGGUUGGACAGAUGUAAUGUACUGGGUAAAUGAUGCUGUUGGCAGAGAGUGGCCGUGGAUAUAUUUUGUCACUCUUGUCAUUCUUGGAUCAUUUUUCGUACUCAAUCUUGUCUUGGGAGUCUUGUCUGGAGAAUUCUCAAAAGAACGAGAAAAGGCAAGAGCGAGAGGAUUGUUUCAAAAAUUUCGAGAAAAGCAACAACUUGAAGAAGAUUUGAAAGGAUAUCUCGACUGGAUCACACAAGCAGAAGAUAUUGAACCAGUGAAUGAAGAUGAACAAGAAGAUGAACCAGUUGCACAAACUGUAGUUGGAGAAGAAGCUGAUGAAGAAGGAGAAGAACGAGUUGAAGAUGUUAGACCGAGUAAAUGGGCAGCUAGAAUGAAACGAUUAGAAAAAUUAAAUAGGAGAUGUCGAAGAGCUUGUAGAAGAUUGGUCAAAAGUCAAACAUUUUAUUGGCUGGUUAUUCUUCUUGUGUUGCUCAAUACAUUAGUACUAACAUCUGAACAUUAUGGACAAUCCGAAUGGCUCGAUCAUUUCCAAACAAUGGCAAACUUGUUCUUCGUAAUCCUUUUCUCGAUGGAAAUGCUCUUGAAAAUGUAUUCGCUUGGGUUCACGACUUACACGACAUCUCAAUUUAAUCGAUUCGAUUGUUUCGUCGUUAUCAGUUCGAUUUUGGAGUUUGUGCUUGUCUAUUUCGAUCUUAUGAAGCCACUUGGAGUGUCUGUGCUGCGUUCAGCACGUCUUCUGAGAAUAUUCAAAGUUACAAAGUACUGGACAUCACUUCGUAAUUUGGUAUCUUCACUUUUGAACUCUCUUCGAUCCAUCAUUUCCCUUCUGUUACUGCUUUUCCUGUUCAUUGUUAUCUUUGCUUUAUUGGGAAUGCAAGUUUUCGGAGGAAAAUUCAAUUUCAAUCCACAACAACCAAAACCAAGAGCCAAUUUCGAUACAUUCGUUCAAGCAUUGCUAACAGUAUUCCAAAUUCUUACUGGUGAAGAUUGGAAUACUGUAAUGUAUCAUGGAAUUGAAUCAUUUGGAGGUGUUGGAACACUUGGAGUCAUCGUCUGUAUCUACUAUAUUGUUCUGUUCAUUUGCGGUAAUUACAUUUUACUGAAUGUCUUCUUGGCUAUUGCUGUCGAUAAUUUGGCCGAUGCAGACAGUCUGACAAAUGCAGAAAAAGAAGAAGAGCAACAAGAAAUUGAAGGUGAAGAUGAAGAAUUUGAGGAAGGAGAGGAUGAAGGUGAAGAGCAUGGAAUGGAUGAACCAGAAGGAGAUGAAGAAAUGACAUCAGCAAGACCGAGAAGAAUGAGUGAAGUUCCUGCUGCAAGUACGGUCAAACCGAUUCCAAAGGCUUCUUCGCUUUUCAUUCUCAGUCAUACCAACUCUUUUCGAGUGUUUUGCAACAUGGUUGUCAAUCAUUCAUAUUUCACCAACGCCGUUCUUUUUUGUAUUUUGGUAUCAUCUGCUAUGUUAGCUGCUGAAGAUCCUCUACAAGCAAACUCAACUAGAAAUAUGAUUCUGAAUUACUUUGACUACUUCUUCACGUCUGUGUUCACAGUUGAGAUCACGUUGAAAGUCAUCGUAUUUGGUUUGGUAUUCCACAAAGGAUCAUUCUGUCGAAAUGCAUUCAAUCUUCUCGAUAUCCUCGUCGUUGCAGUAUCAUUAACAUCUUUUGUACUUCGAACUGAUGCAAUGUCUGUCGUCAAGAUUCUUCGUGUGCUCCGUGUGCUCCGUCCACUUCGUGCAAUUAACCGAGCCAAGGGUUUGAAACAUGUUGUACAAUGUGUAAUUGUUGCUGUAAAGACUAUCGGAAAUAUCAUGUUGGUCACAUUCAUGCUUCAAUUCAUGUUUGCAAUUAUCGGAGUUCAACUUUUCAAGGGAACAUUCUUCCUUUGCAAUGAUCUUUCGAAAAUGACAGAAGCAGAAUGCCGUGGAGAAUAUAUUCAUUAUGAAGAUGGAGAUCCAACAAAACCAGUUUCAAAGAAAAGAGUUUGGUCGAAUAAUGACUUCAAUUUUGAUAACGUCGGAGAUGCGAUGAUUUCACUUUUCGUAGUUUCAACUUUCGAAGGAUGGCCACAACUUCUUUAUGUUGCAAUUGAUUCAAAUGAAGAAGAUAAGGGACCUAUACAUAAUUCAAGACAAGCUGUUGCUUUGUUCUUCAUUGCUUUCAUCAUUGUCAUCGCAUUCUUCAUGAUGAACAUCUUCGUAGGUUUCGUUAUCGUUACAUUCCAAAAUGAAGGAGAACGUGAAUACGAGAAUUGUGAAUUGGACAAGAAUCAAAGAAAAUGUAUUGAAUUUGCAUUGAAAGCUAAACCACACAGAAGAUACAUUCCACGAAACAGAUUACAAUACAGAGUUUGGUGGUUUGUCACAUCAAGAGCUUUUGAGUAUGUCAUCUUUCUGAUUAUCGUCAUGAAUACAGUAUCUUUGGCGUGCAAGCAUUAUCCAAGUUCGAGAGGAUUCGAAGACUUUUUGGAUGUGUUCAAUUUGAUUUUCACUGGAGUUUUCGCAUUUGAAGCUGUUCUGAAGAUUGUUGCAUUGAAUCCGAAAAAUUAUAUUUCCGAUCGAUGGAAUGUCUUUGAUUUGUUGGUUGUUGUCGGAUCAUUUAUUGAUAUCACAUAUGGAAAAUUGAAUCCAGGAGGAACAAAUCUUAUUUCAAUCAACUUUUUCCGUCUGUUCCGUGUGAUGCGUCUCGUGAAGCUGCUUUCAAGAGGAGAAGGAAUUCGAACACUUUUAUGGACAUUCAUGAAAUCAUUUCAAGCUCUUCCAUACGUCGCCUUGCUCAUCGUUUUGCUCUUUUUCAUUUAUGCUGUCAUCGGAAUGCAAUUCUUUGGAAAAGUUGCACUGGACGAUUCAACAUCUAUACACAGGAACAAUAACUUCCAUUCGUUCCCUGCAGCGAUUUUGGUGUUAUUCAGAUCAGCAACUGGAGAAGCCUGGCAAGAUAUCAUGCUUUCGUGUUCGGAUCGAGAAGAUGUCAGAUGUGAUCCAAUGUCUGAUGAUUACCAUAAAGGAGGCCUCAACGAAUCUAGAUGUGGAAACAAUUUUGCAUAUCCAUACUUCAUUUCAUUCUUCAUGCUUUGCUCUUUCCUUGUCAUCAAUCUUUUCGUAGCUGUUAUCAUGGACAAUUUCGAUUAUUUAACAAGAGAUUGGUCAAUUCUUGGGCCACAUCAUUUGGAAGAAUUUGUAAGAUUAUGGUCUGAAUAUGAUCCAGAUGCAAAAGGACGAAUUAAACAUCUUGACGUCGUCACACUUCUUCGAAAAAUCUCUCCUCCACUUGGAUUUGGAAAACUGUGUCCUCAUCGAUUGGCCUGUAAGAGAUUGGUAUCAAUGAAUAUGCCCUUGAACUCGGAUGGUACUGUAUGCUUCAAUGCAACUCUUUUUGCUCUCGUUCGUACCAAUUUGAAGAUUUAUACUGAAGGAAACAUCGACGAAGCAAAUGAACAGCUGCGAUCAGCAAUUAAACGAAUUUGGAAACGAACUCAUAAGGAUUUGUUGGAUGAGGUUGUUCCACCGGCAGGAAAAGAAGAUGAUGUGACCGUUGGAAAAUUCUAUGCCACCUUCCUCAUUCAAGACUAUUUCCGUCGUUUCAAGAAGCGAAAAGAGAUGGAAGCAAAGGGUGUCUUACCAGCUCAAACACCUCAAGCGAUGGCUCUUCAGGCCGGACUCCGCACGCUACACGAGAUCGGACCAGAAUUGAAAAGAGCGAUUUCUGGAAACUUGGAGACCGACUUCAACUUUGACGAACCAGAGCCUCAACACAGAAGACCACACUCUCUUUUCAACAAUUUGGUACAUCGUCUAUCUGGUGCCGGAUCCAAAUCUCCUACUGAACACGAACGUAUAGAAAAGGGCUCUACACUUUUGCCAUUCCAACCACGCUCUUUCUCUCCAACUCAUUCACUUGCUGGCGCUGAAGGAUCACCAGUACCAUCACAAAUGCAUCGUGGAGCUCCAAUCAAUCAAUCAAUAAAUCUUCCACCUGUCAAUGGAUCAGCUCGACGUCUUCCCGCCCUUCCGCCGUACGCAAAUCAUAUUCACGAUGAGACGGACGACGGCCCCAGGUAUCGGGAUACUGGCGAUCGAGCUGGUUACGAUCAAUCAAGCAGAAUGGUUGUUGCCAAUAGAAAUCUGCCUGUUGAUCCCGAUGAAGAAGAGCAAUGGAUGAGAAGUGGUGGACCGUCAAAUCGAUCUGACAGACGAAACCCACAUCUACGAGAACCGAUGCUUGUUGCUCGGGGAGCCGCUCUUGCACUCGCUGGAAUGUCAUCAGAAGCCUACGAAGGUACUUAUAGGCCGGUUGGAGAAGGAAAGUCUGUUCGACUUCCAUUCUCAUCUCGACCUGUUCUCCGACCUGCCGAAGAUUCACGACCUGUUGAUCGACUGAUCGGGCAAUCAUUAGGACUUGGAAGGUACGCCGACGCUCGGAUUGUCGGAGCCGCUCGACGAGAAAUUGAGGAAGCAUAUUCACUUGGUGAACAGGAAAUUGACUUGGCAGCAGACUCAUUAGCUCCAUUAAUGCAACAUGUUGGAAUGCAUGAUAUCAGAGAUAUCAAUGAAAACUCUCGAAGCGCACUUUUACGACCCGCCGAAAAUUCAUCUCGGCAGCAUGAUUCACGCGGAGGAUCACAAGAAGAUCUACUUUUAGUUACAACUCUUUGAGAACCAUCAUCUUCCAGAAGAUUCUUCUCACCACAAAAAAAACAACAAUCGUUCUCUUCCAAACUUUUUUUUUCAAAAUGAAAACCUUUCCCUCACAUUAUAUCGUACCGAUUACGAGUUAGAAAAAUUGAACUGAAUAGGUGCCCCUCAAGAAACAUAUAAAAUAAUCUCUUCGCCUCCUCUCCCGUUUUCAUCAAACCACCUCAUUCAAUUUGUACGAGUUUAGAAUUCAUCUUUUUCUUCUUUUUCCCUCAAUCAUCCCAACUCGAAUCUUCCCUGUAGAUGAUCCCCCAUCCCAUCUUGUCUGUGUACUGGUUUUUUUUGUUUACUGUAUAAUUCAUUUAAUCUUACCAAAACCUGCUCCCAUUUCAAAAAUGCUCAAUAUCUCUGUCUAGUUGGCUGAUGGAUAUUUGGCUCACAGAGUUCGCUUUCAUAACUCAACUUGCAUAUUGUCCAGAAGUCCUCUAGUUAUCAUUUUAUUCAUUUUUUUCACAAAAAACCAAAUCUGAUCAAAAGUGGCCUUUCUGCGAUUUCACUUAGAAUCGUUCAUUACUCUUAUUUGAAGUUUAAAUGUAUCUUUCUUUCCCCUUUUUCUUUCAAUUAAUAUAUAUCUCUAUUUUCCCAUAUUUCUAAGUCAAAAACUUCCUCUUCAUUUUCUCAUCCCUCCCAUCCUUUACGCAGUAUCUGCUUAUCCUUUUAAUAGUUCAUUUUUCUCAUUUAUUUUGAUUUUCAACAACAAUUCGUGGUGCUUUUCUUGUUUUAUCAGUUAUAAUGACAUAUGACAUUGUUUUAAUAAUAUUUGUAUUAAUAAAAAUUAUAAAUUCAAGAAUU
Molecule: messenger RNA, 6465 nt
Organism: Caenorhabditis elegans
Lineage: Eukaryota; Metazoa; Nematoda; Chromadorea; Rhabditida; Rhabditidae
Gene: egl-19
Product: Voltage-dependent L-type calcium channel subunit alpha
Exons: 17
Coding region: 1-5634 (1877 amino acids)
Biological process (GO): neuron remodeling; detection of abiotic stimulus; detection of external stimulus
Cellular component (GO): basolateral plasma membrane; voltage-gated calcium channel complex; membrane
Molecular function (GO): monoatomic ion channel activity; voltage-gated calcium channel activity
Source: RefSeq, marked reviewed